AUGUCCUUCAUACCAAAUUCGUCAAAUGAAAGUUAUUCCAACCAAACGAGUUCAAAUCCUUCUGGUAAUCAAGCGCAACAACAACAGCAGCAUCUGCUGCCUAUACAAAAUCAAUUACAACAGCAGCAAUCUUCUCAACUCGAUCAAACAACUACGAGAGUUCAAGAUCCUUCUUCAUAUUAUCAACUACAGCAACAACUAUCUAAUUAUCAACAACAAUCACAUCAUCAUUCACCGGUACAGAUACCGGUACUUCAACAACAGCAAUUGUACCCGGAUCCUUCAUUUAAUGCGAACCAAAUUCAACGACCGCAGUUUCAACAACCAGCUCCACAACAACAAGAUGGGCUCUCACAACCCCCUAUUCCACAACAACCACUACAUCAUCACUCCUAUUUUCAGCAAAUUAUUCAGCCCGAAGUUUCUAACUAUUCACAUGCUCAACCCAUAGUUCAAUCUCAAAGCCUAUCGAGUUUGGGUAUUCAGACAUCACAGCAACUGCAUAAUGCCAUUCAGGAUUCUAUUAAUUAUCAAGGUUCACCUCAAAGAAAUCUACCAAGUCAUUCUCAUUUACAAUCUCACCAAAUACAACUGCAACAACCGUUACACCCACAGCCUGUUCCUAUGUCUGGUUUAAGCGGAAUUCCGUCUUCACUUCAAUCAAUUUCUAAUAAUACUAGCAGUGUCGGGGCUACACAACCAUCAAUAAUCACUUAUAUUCAGGGUAGUGCGUAUCCUUCUCAGUCACAAAAUUCAAGCGCAUUCCAAAAUAAUACCCCUAGUUCUGAAAUAUUAGGCGGCGCACCUGGGGCUGUAUCAACGCCUACUUCCAAUCCUGGUAGCUCGGGAGCUGCCAAUAUGAAUACCAACCCUUCAGAUCCUUAUGGUUACCUAAAUUCAUCUAUUCCUCCUAUGGUAGGCAAUCCUAAUCCAUAUAAUAAUUAUAAUAAUCAAGCUAUGUAUUAUGGGGGGCUACAGAUGCAACAACAGCCUCAAAUAUUUGAUGUACAAUCAUCGCAAAACGUUUUGCAGCUGCAGCAAAUAUCAUCAGUUGUUGGUGGAAGUGCGAAUUCUGCUUCUCAUAUACCUAAUUUUAAUCCACUUGGACCCGGUAAUAGGACUCAUGCCCAACAACAAUUUCAACAACCGAUGGUAAAUCCAAUAUAUUCGACAAUGCCACCACCUCCAAUAAAGAAACCGAGAAAAAGGAGGCACACUGCUACUGUUCAUGAUAUGACUCCGGAAACUGCAGAAAGAAAUAGAUGCCGAAUAUGUAACAAACAAUUUAAGCGUCCAUCAAGUUUACAAACUCAUUAUUAUAGCCAUACAGGUGAAAAGAUAUUUAAAUGUCCUUGGCCUGAUUGCGGUAAAUUGUUCAGUGUAAAAUCAAAUAUGACAAGGCAUUAUCGAUUGCAUGAGAGAGAUGCUAAUAAAGAUCUAGGGCCUCAUAGAGAUGAUCAACAAGAUGGAUUCAAUCCUUCAUCAAGUUCCCUUGGCAGCAGUUCUACAACUACUAAUAGCGGUAUCGGAGAUACUGCCAAUUAA
This is a messenger RNA of Scheffersomyces amazonensis, 1545 nucleotides long. RefSeq lists its product as uncharacterized. The record is from RefSeq and is a predicted model, not a curated record. Gene Ontology annotation, molecular function: DNA-binding transcription factor activity, RNA polymerase II-specific; sequence-specific DNA binding. Gene Ontology annotation, cellular component: nucleus. Bases 1 to 1545 code for a protein of 514 amino acids. Lineage: Eukaryota; Fungi; Ascomycota; Pichiomycetes; Serinales; Debaryomycetaceae. Gene Ontology annotation, biological process: regulation of transcription by RNA polymerase II. The transcript has a single exon.